AUGUGCUACGACCGCUACGUGUCCAUCUGCAAAUCCCUGCACUACAGGACCCUCCUGGGCAGCAGAGCUUGUGCCCACAUGGCAGCAGCUGCCUGGGCCAGUGGCUUUCUCACUGCUCUGCUGCACACGACCAAUACAUUUUCCCUGCCCCUGUGCACGGGCAAUGCCCUGGGCCAGUUCUUCUGUGAAAUCCCACACAUCCUCAACCGCUCCUGUUCAAAAUUCUACUUCAGGGGAGUUGGGGUGUCUGCUUUUGCUACCUCCUUAGUACUUGGUUGUUUUGUAUUCAUUGUUUUCUCCUAUGUGCAGAUCUUCAGGGCAGUGCUGAGGAUCCCCUCUGAGCAGGGACGGCACAAAGCCUUUUCCACCUGCCUCCCUCACCUGGCUGUGGUCUCCCUGUUUAUCAGCACUGCAGUAUUUGCCUACCUGAAGCCCUCCUCCAUCUCCUCCCCAUCCCUGGAUCUGUCCCUGUCAGUUCUGUACUCGGUGGUGCCUCCAGCCCUGAAUCCCCUCACCUAA
Oenanthe melanoleuca is the source of this 519-nucleotide messenger RNA. RefSeq names its product olfactory receptor 14J1-like. Gene Ontology annotation, molecular function: olfactory receptor activity. Gene Ontology annotation, cellular component: membrane. The coding region runs from base 1 to 519 and encodes 172 amino acids. NCBI's taxonomy places the organism in Eukaryota, Metazoa, Chordata, Aves, Passeriformes, Muscicapidae. Gene Ontology annotation, biological process: G protein-coupled receptor signaling pathway. The transcript has a single exon. The record is from RefSeq and is a predicted model, not a curated record.